Messenger RNA from Galeopterus variegatus (Sunda flying lemur), 684 nucleotides. It is a transcript of the gene NUDT19, whose product is annotated as nudix (nucleoside diphosphate linked moiety X)-type motif 19. Gene Ontology annotation, cellular component: mitochondrion. Gene Ontology annotation, molecular function: hydrolase activity, acting on acid anhydrides, in phosphorus-containing anhydrides. The transcript has 3 exons. The record is from RefSeq and is a predicted model, not a curated record. Lineage: Eukaryota; Metazoa; Chordata; Mammalia; Dermoptera; Cynocephalidae. The annotation marks the transcript as partial.
CGCUUCAACACGACCUUCUUCUUGUGCUGCCUGCGCGAGCCGCCGCAGGUCUCCCCCGACUUAGCUGAGGUGCUGAGCUCCAAGUGGGCAUCUCCAUCAGAGGCAACUGAAAGUUUCAUAUCAAAAGAAAUUUGGUUGGCACCUCCACAGUUCUAUGAAAUAAGGAGACUUGAACUCUUUGCCUCUCUCUCUGAAUUGCACAAAUUUUGUUUGGAUCGUGCACUAGAAGGGCUGGAAAGAUGGAUGCCAAUCAGUUUAUUAACUGCUGAUGGGAUGGUCCAGCUUUUGCCAGGAGAUGAGAUGUACUUAGAAGAUUCAGACCUUUUAGAAAAUCUUUUGUCUACUGAAAAAAAGAUUGAAGAAAUCAUGAAGGAAGGCAAGAAAUUUCACCGAAUAGUGAUACACGAUCGCCAUCUUUAUAAUAUCCAUGUGACUGUUCAGUCAAAAUAUAAACACGUUUAUCCUAAGAAUUAUGUGUUAAGUAAGAGUCACUUGUAGGAUGCCGCUUGUUUGUUUGUAAGCUGGCCUACUUGAACACUUAAUGAGUGAUGAGAGUUGACUAAACUUGCUUAAAACUUAAGGAACUCUGUGCCUGUAAAAGUUAUAACGCAGUGUUUCUUAUUUCUUUUUUUUUUUUUUUUCCUUUUUGUCUUUUUUACUGACCGGUAAUGGGAUCGUAACCCU